Cuscuta campestris is the source of this 1321-nucleotide messenger RNA. Lineage: Eukaryota; Viridiplantae; Streptophyta; Magnoliopsida; Solanales; Convolvulaceae. The record is from the annotation of a GenBank genome assembly.
CCCACAAUCAUAGUCAUUAUUUUUGUGUUAUCCGCUCAACCAAUAUCAGAACACGUCACUAGACAUAAUGUUGACAUCAAAUUAUACUUUUAGCUUUUAAAUUAACACCAACACGGCAGAAGAUCAAAAAAAGGACCAUUUGUGGAAAGAGCCCGUAUCGAAAUUUAUUAAGCAUUGAUAUAUAUAGAGCCAAGAAAAUGGUCCGUCCCGAGAUCCCCUCCAUUUUUUCACGCCAUUUUGUUGUUUUCUUUGUUGUUGUUUUCGCAGUCAAAACAGCUAAUUCCAAAGGUCUCGAACUAGAGUCGUUUUACGGCAAGAAGUGCCCGAAUGUUGAAGGCAUUGUAAAAAACAAGACGGGUCAAUUGCUAGAGAAUAACGCUGCCCCUCUCGCAGCUGCCUUGCUGAGAAUGCACUUCCACGAUUGCUUUGUUCGGGGGUGCGACGGUUCGGUGCUGAUAAACUCUACAAGUCAGAACAAAGCGGAGAAGGACGCGAUCCCUAACCAAACCUUACGCGGGUGGAACAUAAUUGAUGCCGUAAAAUCAGAGCUGGAGAAACAAUGCCCGGGCGUUGUUUCUUGUGCUGACAUCCUUGCUCUCGUCGCCCGAGAUGCUGUUGCCCUGAUCGACGGACCAUCAUGGGAAGUGCCCUUGGGACGUAGAGAUGGAAAGGUAUCGAGCGCCUCAGAGGCUCUCCAGAAAAUACCAUUGCCUCUUUCCAAUUUCACAGUCCUCAAACAAAAUUUUGCCGAUGUCAAUCUGACCGUAAAUGACCUCGCUGUUCUGGCAGGGGCACACACAAUUGGGAGGGCACAUUGCUUUACAUUUACAAACCGUUUGUACAAUUUUACGGGAAAGGGAGAUGCAGAUCCAUCCAUGCAUGCAAAGUACGUCAAAACCCUAAAGAAGAGAUGUCCCCCGGCGGACACCACCACCACGGUGGAGAUGGAUCCCGGCAGUGCCAAACACUUCGACGAUGGAUACUACCGCCGCCUCACCCAAAGAAGAGGGCUCUUCUCGUCGGACGCCGCUCUUGUCUCCGCCGCCGCCGCCCAGGAUCACGUCGACGUGAAACAAUUCAUUUCGAACACGUCCACCGCCGCUUUCUUCCGUGCCUUUGGCGAAUCGAUGGUGCGGAUGGGGAACAUUGGCGUCCUCACCGGCACUCAAGGGGAGAUCAGGAAGGUCUGUUCCCGCGUUAAUUAAUUAAUUAAUACUCCCUCCAAAAAAAUGCAAUAUCUAAAACCCUAAAAAACUUAUUACAUGUGCUUUUGUGAGAGUGUGAGACGUGCCCUAUUCCCAAAUAAUGAGUUGGUUCUUUU